This is a messenger RNA of Penicillium expansum, 960 nucleotides long. Its product is annotated as ketopantoate reductase family protein. The transcript is spliced from 5 exons. Gene Ontology annotation, molecular function: 2-dehydropantoate 2-reductase activity. NCBI's taxonomy places the organism in Eukaryota, Fungi, Ascomycota, Eurotiomycetes, Eurotiales, Aspergillaceae. The coding region runs from base 1 to 960 and encodes 319 amino acids. Gene Ontology annotation, cellular component: cytoplasm. Gene Ontology annotation, biological process: pantothenate biosynthetic process. The record is from RefSeq and is a predicted model, not a curated record.
AUGUCAGAUCAAAUUGAUGUCCUUGUCUAUGGGUUGGGAGCAAUUGGCUCCUUCUAUGCCUUCAUCCUAAGUCGCUCCAACCGUGUACGACUAACAGUGGUAGCACGUUCAAACUAUGAAGCUGUUCAAGCCAAUGGAAUUACCAUCAAUAGCGAGAAUCACGGCCAGCAUACUUUCCAUCCACACCGAGUGGUGAAAUCUGUCGCGGAUAUUCCACCCGUGGACUACAUUGUGUGCGCUCACAAGGCAAUCGACCAGGACGAGGUAGUAGCCAAACUACAGCCAGCCAUCGACAGCAGGACUACCAUUGUAAUCAUCCAGAAUGGAGUUGGUAACGAGGAACCUUUCCGGAAGCAAUUCCUUAACAACUCGAUUAUAACCUGUGUGACGUGGGUAGGAGCCACACAGACAAGCCCUGGGAUUGUCACCCAUACAAAAUCUGAAGAUAUGCAAAUUGGCCUAUUUCCCAAUGACAAAGUCGAAAGCCGAGUCGAGCAACAACGACUUGAAACAUUCGCCGAGCUUCUCCGCAACGGCAAGACUCGGUUUCAGGUUCUUGGGGAUAUGCAAACCCAGCGUUGGGAGAAGGUGGUUUGGAACGUAGCAUGGAACUCGUUGACCACUCUCACUAUGGUGGAUACACAAACGUGGUUGAAGUCUUCAGAAGACGCGACGCCUUUUACACGCCAGUUGAUGCAGGAGGUCAUUAACAUCGCCCGUGGCUGUGGUGUCCCAUUGAAGGACGACCUGAUUGAUCAGCUUAUGGAUAAAAUAAAUGCCAUGCCUGGGAUUGGGAGCAGCAUGCAGACAGAUUGCAAGAGUGGACGGCCAAUGGAGAUCGAUGUUAUCCUGGGUUUCCCAGUGCGAAAAUCUCGAGAACUCGGCAUUAAAGCCCCCUUUUUGGAGACACUCUACGUUCUUCUUCGGGCGGUUGAUGGUCGACUUAGGGCUGCGCGGUAA